CAAAGGUUUUGUGCUGACGCGGCAAUAAUGGAAGCGAAGGGGGUGGAGGAGGAGGCCAGAGAGCACACGCGUCGUGCGGACGUCGAGGCCUUCGUGACCAAGGACGGCUCUGUCGUCCGGGAGCUGAUGCACCCAAACGUUCACGGGAACUCCAACACGAGCGUCGCGGAGUGCAUAGUGGCGCCUGGACAAACGACCCUACUGCACAAACACCACAAGUCGGAGGAGAUAUACCACAUCACGGCAGGAAGUGGGCUGAUGGAGCUGGGAGGGCCGGACAAUUCAUGGUUCAGGCUGGUGACACUGUGUGCAUUGACCCUGGCUCUGAGCACGGAAUAACCAACAACUCCUCGGGCAGUACAGAGCUAAAGAUCAUUGCUGUAUCGUCACCACCCUACCAGCACAGUGACACAGAAGUCGUAUAGAUGGGGUCAAGAAUUAACAACGGAAUAUUCACUCCACGUGUAUAUAGAUAACAUAACUGUGAUAGGAAGUUUGUGAGGAAUGAUGAUAAAAAUUGAACCCCAAAGUAGAGCAGAGACUAAUAUAUAAAUGGUGUCAUAUUCCUUCUUGUGAUUCGGCCA
Messenger RNA from Geodia barretti, 584 nucleotides. Lineage: Eukaryota; Metazoa; Porifera; Demospongiae; Tetractinellida; Geodiidae. The record is from the annotation of a GenBank genome assembly.